UUAUCGGCAAAAACAAUCUGCUUCGUGUCUGAAUUGCCCUAGCACUUUACUUUCGCUCUCUGUCAGUUUCUCUCUUUCUCUCUCCACCGAGAACCGACGAAGCGUUGUGAGCUGUUUGUGGAAGGAAAACUACUUUCGUUUAACGAACAAGCGCUGUUCAUGAAUUGUUUAUAGCGUUGGCGAACUUGCCUCCCAGGAGUUUAGUGUUCUUCCUAUCGAUUGUGGUGGAUUUACGUUUACUUUGCAAACCUGAAGGUGUUGCUGGACGCGCCACACGAUGUCUGUGGGAAUUCUGACUGCCCUGAAGACAUUCAAGGAACACCCGUACGUGCAGUACGUGGGGAUCGGUCUCGCCGGUCUCGCCAACACGCUCGCGGCAGACGCGGAUGAGCGCGGUCCCGAGUCGCACCGGAAACGGAAGUCAAAGCUGCAGCUGAUUCGACUCAGUACGGCGGUGUGCGGGAUCGAGCUGUGCUACGCCGCGGAGACAGCGUUCGUGAGCCCGAUCCUGCUGAAACUCGGGGUACCAGUCUCGCUGAUGACGCUUGUCUGGUGUCUCAGUCCCAUGUUAGGGUUCUUCUUGGUUCCUCUCAUGGGGUCGCUAAGCGACCGCUGUCCCGCCAAACUGGGGCGCAGGAGACCCUUCAUUCUGUUCAUGUCAGCGGGGAUUGUGCUGGGGCUGUUGCUGGUCCCUAACGGAGAAGCUUUAGGGAUCACAUUGGGGGACAACGGGACCCAAUCUGUCAAUUACGUACCAGAGUCGCUGAACACGACGCCUGUUAAUCAUGCAAACUACACAUAUUUCAAUGACGUCAGCACGCUCCCCAGUACGACGGAAGACAGCAGUAAAGUGAUAAAUUUCCACAUAUCGAGGGAACACGUCCGCGGGAUAAUCUUCACGAUUGUUGGCGUGGUUAUCCUCGACUUCAACUGUGAUGCGUGUCAGUCGCCGUGUCGAACCUACCUUCUCGACGUCUCCAUCCCCGCGGAUCACUCAGCCGGGCUCACGAUGUUUACAGUCAUGGCGGGGCUCGGCGGAAGUGUGGGAUACAUAAUGGGUGGGAUCGAUUGGAAUUCCACAGAUUUUGGAGCGGCCUUCGGGGGUCAUAUUAGGGUGGUGUUUUUCCUCGUGUUGAUCGUGUUUAUAGUAUGCUUGAUAUCAACCGUAACCAGUUUUACAGAAACACCUUUAAAGGAAUUAGGUAUCAGCCAAGAACAAAUUCAAAAGAAGAAGAAAAAAAUUGGAAAAUCUAAAUAUCGGAAGUUCGUCAAUGAAGACGAUAACGAAGAGGAGGAGGUGGGUUUCUCGAGGGAGAGUUCUUACGGGGCGAUAAGUCACGCCGGGGCAGACAACACUGCUGACAACAAAGACUUGCAAAACGGCUACAUAGCAUACGACUCGAAGGAGGUCAAACCCGACGGGAUCAUCCCGAACGGAAUCAAACAUCUCGAUCAGGGCUCGUCCACAGAGUCUGCUUCUGACGUCACCACCACUAGCACCUCUCAGCAGGCAGUACAGCUCGCGGAAUCCGGGUCAGCCAAUACUAAACUUCCAUGUCAGAAGACGACGACCGAAACACUGGACAUGACGAUAGAGGUUUCUACUGACAUCACUCUGAAGACGUAUCUGACGUCGAUUAUCAAGAUGCCGAGGGAGAUGUUGGUUCUGUGUCUGACUAACCUCUUCUGCUGGAUGUCCCUGCUCUGUUACUCGCUCUACUUCACAGACUUCGUAGGACAGUCGGUUUUUGGAGGCGACCCUCGCGCUCCCACCGGAAGUGACGCGCACAAUCAGUACGACGACGGUGUCCGGCUCGGCUCGUUCGGGAUGUCGCUGUACUCCCUUUCGUGCGCGUUGUAUUCGCUGUGCGUGGAAAAACUCGUGCAGAGAUUUCGAGCUAAGCGACUAUACGUCUGUGGUCAGCUGACCUACUCGGUUGGCAUGGUGAUACUAGCGAUAUCACGUCAUAAGAUGGCUGUCGUCAUUCUGUCCGCCACGGCUGGGAUAAUGUAUGCCACUCUGUUUACAAUGCCCUAUCUUCUUGUGGCCCAGUACCACACUUGCGGCAUGUUUUCUCAAGGUCGACUGACGAGCAAGGAUCAGCAAGUCCGUGGUUUAGGCACAGACGUGGCCGUCGUCGGCAGCAUGGUGUUCCUGGCCCAGUUUCUCCUGUCCGUCUCCAUCGGCAGUGUUAUCCAGGCAGUCAACAGCACCGUGGCGGUCGUAGUGGCGGCCGCCAUCUUGAGUUUCUGCGGAGCUGUAACCGCCACUCAAGUGACCUACUUAGAUCUCUGAUAAACAUCUUUAGUAUAAAUAAUAUAUAAUAUAACAUAAUAUCAUUUAAUAUUUGUAUGAUAUUAAACGAUCUUCCAUUUCCUAUCCAUGUUUAUGUUCCGAGUGAAAUAAUUUUCAGUUGUCACAAGCUUUAGCGAGUGACAAUGAAAAUUAUUUCACGAGGGACAUAAAUAUGAUACGAAAUGGUAGCGAGUUUAAUAUCCUAUUUAUUACCCAUAAUCGGUCUUAAUCGGUCUCACUACACGGAUCACUUCCGGGUGAG
Messenger RNA from Gigantopelta aegis, 2558 nucleotides. RefSeq names its product proton-associated sugar transporter A-like. Lineage: Eukaryota; Metazoa; Mollusca; Gastropoda; Neomphalida; Peltospiridae. Gene Ontology annotation, molecular function: sucrose:proton symporter activity. Gene Ontology annotation, cellular component: membrane. Bases 278 to 2296 code for a protein of 672 amino acids. The record is from RefSeq and is a predicted model, not a curated record. The transcript has 4 exons.